Messenger RNA from Lepus europaeus (European hare), 1110 nucleotides. RefSeq names its product HBS1-like protein. The record is from RefSeq and is a predicted model, not a curated record. The transcript has a single exon. NCBI's taxonomy places the organism in Eukaryota, Metazoa, Chordata, Mammalia, Lagomorpha, Leporidae. The coding region runs from base 105 to 551 and encodes 148 amino acids.
AGCCAAGAUGGCGUACAAGUGGUCGCCAGGCCGCAGUUGGCGCCUAGUCAGUGUCUGAGCGGGGUGUUUUGGAAGGGGCGGUGGCAAACGCCCUGUCCGCCGCCAUGGCCCGACAUCGGAAUGUCAGAGGCUAUAACUACGAUGAAGAUUUUGAAGAUGAUGAUUAUUAUGGCCAGUCUGUGGAGGAUGAUUACUGUAUUUCUCCAUCAACAGCUGCUCAAUUUAUUUACUCACGACGUGACAAACCUUCAAUUGUCGAGCCUGUAGAAGAAUAUGAUUCUGAAGAACUGAAGCAAUCUUCCAACUCUCUUUCAAAGCAGCAGCUAAGUGGAAUUGAUCAAGCUCGUCUUUAUUCAUGCCUUGAUCACAUGAGAGAGGUACUUGGAGAUGCUGUGCCGGAUGAAAUACUCAUAGAAGCAAUUCUGAAGAACAAGUUUGAUGUGCAGAAGGCUUUGGCAGUGGUUCUGGAACAAGAUAACCUGCCGAGUUUGAAGGACAAGAGUGAGAGAGUAGUAACUACGGGAAAGACAGCAAAAGGCCCUUGCUGCUAGACCUUCAGCUUUUGCUUCAACACUGUGUCUUCGUUACCCACUGAAAGGCCGCAAGCAACGCACCCUUGACCUCUAUAAGACUUUUCUUUAUAGUAGACAAGUCCAAGACGUAAAGGACAAAGAAAUGAGUCCUCUUGUAGCAAUAACACCAUUUGACUUCAAAUCAGCUUCUCCUGAUGACAUUGUAAAAGCUAAUCAAAAGAAAGCAUUUACUAGAGAAUAGUAACAAGGAAAACUUGAUUACUGUUGUAGAGCUUUUUAUUUAAAAUUAAUUUAGUCUUUAUAGGAUCACUUCAUAAUAUGGGAUUCAGGUUGUGAAUUUUAUAUUAAAAUUGUCUGUCAGUAGAUAAUAUGUUUUUGCACUGAAAUUUUUGUUUUUUACUCUCUUUUAGUGAUAACUGGCUCCAAGUUGAUAGCCUAUAAUGAGUGUAUGUUUACAAAGGGCAUAUGAAAACUUGAUAUUGUGAAAUCAGACCUCAGAUAUAUUUGGCAUUCAGCUUUAUAAGUUUUACAAUGAGAUACUUUCUUUUAUAAAAUAUUUUUGUGCUUUAUUCUUUAA